UGGUCCAACUUCAUGGAGGUGUCCAAUCUGGUCUUGGCGUUCGUCUUCAUCGUCGAGAUGGUCCUCAAGCUCGUGGCGCUGGGCUGGGCCAACUACGCCUCGGACACGUUCAACCUCUUCGAUUUCACCAUCGUCUGGGUGUCCAUCAUCACGAUGAUUCUCGCGGCGUCGGACGCGGGCUUCGGCGGCGGCGCGAUCUCCGCGUUCCGCUGCUUCCGCGUGUUUCGGAUCUUCAAGCUCUUCAAGUCGUGGCAGUCCCUGCAAGUGUUGCUGGCGACGAUGGCGGAGACGGCGAAGGAGAUCGGGAACUUUUUGGUGCUGCUCAUGCUCAUGGUUUUUAUUUUUGGGCUGCUGGGCAUGCAGCUCUUCGCGAACCAGCUCCGCUUCGACGACGACACGGGCGCGAAGCUCGACCCGGCCUACUCGGAUUUGGACCCCGUGGAUUUGAACUUCGACGACUUCAUGUCGUCGAUGAUCACGGUCUUCGGCGUGCUGACGGGCGAGUCGUGGAACCUGGUCAUGUACGACCUCAUGCGCGGCCGCGACAACGUCUACUACGGCGUCUUCUACAUGAUGCUGACGAUCAUCAUCCUCGCCUUUUUCGUCAUGAACAUGUUCCUGGCGAUUCUCCUGUCCAAGUUCGAGGACAACGAGGAGCUGAGCCAGCCCGCGCCGCGCGAGGAGUCGCUCCGCAAGCUCAAGUCCUUCCGCCAGGUCGCCAAGGCCGUCAACAUCCUGAAGAAGGGCACCGAGGACGACCCGGGCGACUCCGACGCGAAGGAGCUCACGCCCUUCCAGAUCGCGGCUCUGAAGGCGAAGAAGAAGAAGGACCCCGAGGACGUCGAGGCCGCGGUGCACCCGCCGAAGACGGAGCCCAAGCCCAAGGAGACGGCCCCGCCCAAGGAGAAGCCCAACGUGUCCCUCUACAUGUUCCCCGUGGACCACCCCGUGCGCAAGCUCUGCGUCGAGACGAUAAAGAAGCCGCUCUUCGACCAGAUCAUCAUCGCGUGCAUCAUCGUCGGCUCCUUCAUGCUCGCCUGCAAGACGCCGCUCAUGGACCCGAAGAUGCCCAUCUUCACGCUCUUCACGACGCUGGACUACCUCUUCUCCUUCAUCUUCCUCGUCGAGUUCAUCCUGAAAUUGAUCGCGUUCGGCUUCGCGAUGAACGGGCCGGACUCCUACAUCUACGACCCCUGGAACCAGCUCGAUUUUACCAUCGUCAUGAUCUCCAUCGUGACGUUCCUCGGCGAUUUGGGCGUGCCCCUGGGCGUCGACGUCAAGGUCUUCAAGGUGCUGCGCGCGUUCCGCGUCUUCCGGCCGCUCCGCAUGCUCUCGCGGUACCCGGGUUUGCGGUUGGUGCUCAACUCGCUGCUCGUGGCCAUCCCCGCGGCCUUCAACGUCGUCGUCGUGUGCAUCCUGUUCAUGUCCAUCUUCGCCAUUUUGGGCGUGGGCUUCUUCAAGGGCCAGAUGAACAUGUGCGACGUCGACACGUACGGCGGCGGAAUCCCCGAGCAGUACUUCGACACGAUCGCGCGCGACAUGUGCAAGUGCAUGUUCAAGGACGAGAACGCCUGGAGCAACCCGCUCUACAUGUCCUUCGACAACUUCGACACCGCGUUCGCUCUACUCUUCGAGAUCUACUCGACGGAGGGCUGGCUCGACUACAUGUAUUAUAAUGUGGACGCCAACGGCAUCGAGAUGCAGCCCAUCCGCGACCACGGCUUCCGCGAGCAGCGGCGGUCCCUGCCGCGCUUCUACAGCUUCUUCUACCACGUGCUCUUCCAGUUCGUCGGCGGCUUCUUCGCGAUGCAAUUGUUCGUCGGCGUCAUCAUCGAGCAGUUCGGCAAGCUCAAGGAGCAGGCCGAGCAGGAGGGCCGCAAGGGCGUCAUGAUGACGGCGUCCCAGGAGCAGUGGGUCAAGACCCAGAAGUUCAUCAUCGAGAUGGUCAAGCCCAAGCACAAGAUCAAGCCCGUGAACGUGCCCUGCUACAACAUCGUCGAGGGCGAGCACAAGGCCACCUUCGAGAACUUCAUCAUGGCCUGCAUCGUCAUCAACGGGUUAUUUAUGGGUUUAGACCACUUCGGCCAGCCCCAGGGCAUGACCGUGGCCAUCGAGCUCAUCAACAUGAUGUUCGCGAUCAUUUUUAAUAUAGAGGCCAUCCUCAAGAUCCUGGGCAUC
Molecule: messenger RNA, 2178 nt
Organism: Aureococcus anophagefferens
Lineage: Eukaryota; Pelagophyceae; Pelagomonadales; Pelagomonadaceae
Exons: 3
Biological process (GO): transmembrane transport; monoatomic ion transport
Cellular component (GO): plasma membrane; voltage-gated sodium channel complex
Molecular function (GO): voltage-gated sodium channel activity
Source: RefSeq, a predicted model, not a curated record